Drosophila sechellia is the source of this 931-nucleotide messenger RNA. RefSeq names its product iron-sulfur cluster co-chaperone protein HscB-like protein, mitochondrial (gene Hsc20). Gene Ontology annotation, cellular component: mitochondrion. The transcript is spliced from 3 exons. The record is from RefSeq and is a predicted model, not a curated record. Gene Ontology annotation, biological process: protein complex oligomerization; [2Fe-2S] cluster assembly. The coding region runs from base 69 to 791 and encodes 240 amino acids. NCBI's taxonomy places the organism in Eukaryota, Metazoa, Arthropoda, Insecta, Diptera, Drosophilidae. Gene Ontology annotation, molecular function: ATPase activator activity; protein-folding chaperone binding.
CUUAUUGUCAGCUUGUGUAAUUAAAGAUUUCGAUUGUGUAUAUCAUUUAGUUAAAUUUAUUGUAGAAAAUGCGGAGAGUUAUUGAUGGCUAUAAAAGUGCUGUAAAAGCAACAAAUUAUACACCACUUGCUAGAAAUGCAGCACAAUUCAAUCAAUUUCGGUUGCCAGAAAUACGAAAAUUUUCAGUUGAAUAUUCGCCGGCUUGUUGGAAUUGCCAAAAGAAAUCGGAUUUAAAGCAAAAUAUGAUAUGUUCGGACUGUGGACACUUGCAGGAUGUUAACUCAGGAAUAAAUUACUUUAAGCUGCUCAGCUUUCCCAUUCAAUUUUCUUUGGAGUCCCAGAAAUUGACAAGAAGUUUUCGCCAGUUGCAGACCAUUGUGCAUCCCGAUAAAUAUAGUAAUAAAACCUCACGGGAGCAAACAAACUCCGCAGACUGGAGUUCCCUCAUCAACAAGGCAUAUAAAACGCUUUCCACGCCCAUAGAACGUGGUCAGUACCUUCUUCAACUGGAGGGCGAACAGAUGCCGCAGGAUAAUAGCGCCCUAAACAAAGAGUUUCUCAUGGCCAUGAUGGAGCGGAACGAGGAAGUGGAAGAUGCAGAAGACACCCAAACGCUGGAGAAUUUAAAUAUUCAACUCAUCAAGGAACUGGAGGAGAUGGCCCGGAGGUUAAAUGUCCUUUUCGAAAGCAAAGAUCUUUCGGGAGUCAAAGGAACCCUCGUAGAGAUGAAGUACCUCCUGAGUAUUCAGAACAGCAUUAAACAGAAGCAACAAAGUUUGCUGGGCAGCUGAAUUGGCAUUAAUCGACUUGGCAAUCGGUUCUGAUCGCACACACACACGUCCACCUGUUGCUAUCUAUCAGCUGUUAAGUAAACAAUAACACGGACUUCGUUUGUUUUAUAAUGUGAAUAAAAAUCGCGAUUGAACAGUUA